Messenger RNA from Xyrichtys novacula (pearly razorfish), 5641 nucleotides. The record is from the annotation of a GenBank genome assembly. NCBI's taxonomy places the organism in Eukaryota, Metazoa, Chordata, Actinopteri, Labriformes, Labridae.
AUUAAAAAAGAAAAAUCUCCAGUUGUCUCUUCUCCAUGAGAACAAUGGCCGCUCCGAGCCUGCUCCUCACUUUCACCGUGUGGCUCCUCGCUGGGAGCCUCUUAACGGAGGCGACUUAUUACCGGCACCACCGAUACAUCCCACACUUCUACCGCUACCGGGAGCAGUCCGCCAACACGGAAAACCUCCUUCCUGAGGUCUCCAACCCGGCGCCUGCAGUCACGCAACCUCGCGUGCCGACCUACCCUGAGAUUCCCGAGGUGUUCCACCCGGUGCCUGAAGUCAUCCACCCCAUCCCAGAGGCUUUCAACCCGGUGCCCGAGGUGGUGCACCCGGCACCUGAGCCUUACCACCCGCACGAGAUUCACGAGCCAGAGCCUGAAGCCUCCUCUCCUGUCAACAUGAGCCGGGUUUUCUACGGGAUCAUGUUCGACGCAGGGAGCACAGGCAGCAGGAUCCACAUCUACAAGUUCAUCCAGAAAGACCCUGGUAAGUGCACCGGCUCCCCUCUUACUCUAAACCACGAGUAGUUCUCUGCACAUGCUGCCGGCUCCCUCUCUGUCUGCUUGCUGUUAGGUCAUUCACUGUGUGGUGUAAGGACAAACAUGCACAGGCAGAGUGCAUGGGUAAUAGGCUACAGCUUCUAAAAGUAGCUGAGGUGGACUUUAAUUUGCCUGUCUGACUCAUCUGUGUUGGAAGUAGACCUCUUAAACUGGGUCAGGAUGUAGGUGAAGAGCUGCAGUCUAAAUAUCACCAGUUGUAAAAGAAGAGAUAUGCAAUUACAUGUACUUCUGCCUCCUUUUUUUAGUGGAGCUGCCAGUUCUGGAUAAUGAAAUAUACCACGCAGUAAAGCCUGGACUGUCUGCUUAUAAAGACAACCCUGAGGAGGUAUGUAUGAGUUCGUUGUUUGCUUCAUCACUUAUCAGUUAUCAGGUCUAUAAAGCAGUUGUUGACUGUCUGCAAAAACCCCAAACCACAAGGAUUUUCUUUGGGCUGGGUUCAUGCGAUGUCAGCCAUGUAUAAUCACAAAAAUGUUUGUGUGGAUGCUGCCCAAUCCUGUUUUCUAAAGACUGAUCAGUGAUGAAAUCGUGCAGUUUGAUUAAGAAAUCUCCAUCUGAUGUCAUCUUUUCUUCAGGGUGGCAACACCAUCCGUCAGCUGCUAAAGAUUGCCAAGAAGACAGUGCCAGAGGAUGACUGGAAGAGGACCCCGGUGGUCCUGAAGGCAACAGCAGGUCUGCGCCUGCUGCCUGAAGACAGGGCCAACGCUAUUCUGAAAGAGGUGAGGCACGUUUCUCCCUGUCUUUCUGUCUCUCUUUCUGCCCUCAGACAGUUUGGCACAAACACCGCCUGUCCCGCCACGGAACGGGAUGAGAAACCACUAAGUGCUUACAAGUGUCACAGAAAAAAAGAAAAAGGCAGCAGCUCUGCCCAUUUGGUGGCUAUCGUGUUGCAAAAAAACAGCUGUUGUGGGGUUGUGUGGAGUAACCAUAUUUGUCAUUUAAAGUAUUAAAUUCAGGCUUCUGUUCCAGCCAUGCUUGUGGUUGAGUUAUCUGUCAAUCUAAAACUAAGAAGGCACAGUUUGUCUCCUGCAGCUGAAACACACCAUGUGAAGCUUUAACACACUCACAGUAAAUGUUUCAAUUGAACGAGGGUUUAUGUCUUCCACAGGUAAAAGACGUGUUCAACGAGUCCCCUUUCUUUGUGCCAAACAACAGUGUUUCCAUCAUGAAUGGGACGAAUGAGGGUAGGUUAUCUACGACUUCUUUGCAAACAUUUAUUCUGCAGCGUAAUACACAAAACACAGUGAGUUUGGUGUGUUUCUGACCCAGAUAGUGUGUGACCAGGUGCCUCAAUUACUGAGGAUGUUUUAAACAAAGCUGCUCUCAUAAUUAUUUUUACAAGAGGUUUGUCCCUCAUUGAGGCAAAUAAAUGUGUCAGUGUGAGCUGCCGUCCCACACCCAAUAAUUUAGAGCAAUCCCCCACAUCACUCAUUAAGACAACUUCACUAUGCCAUGUUUCAUCAUACAGUUAUUAUCUACACUUUAUGAGAGCAAUAACUUCACAUCUGAGGCAAUUGUAAUUACCUGGGCUGGCUCUAGACCAAGUUUGCUAAUUAAGUAUUACCCUCAGAGGAAACCUGAAGUCAUCUCUCGUUCUAAGUUUAGUCUUUGAGGUCAACGAGUUUCAGCUGUAUCAUAAUCAGACUAAUGCAGACAUUUUCCCCUCCUAUGCUGUUUCAGGAGUCCUCGCUUGGGUCACAGUGAACUUCCUAACAGGUAAGACAUGACUUGUGUUUUGCUAUGUUGGUGUUAGUGGUCAGGAGGCUCCAUAUCUGAGGCUCUAGUGUACACAGAAACACGACAGCAAGAGACUCUUGUCUCCUGUCUGAGGUUGUAAGAUUGAAUCACUGGCCCCAAACAGGUUGUAAAAACAAGCAAUAUUUCCUCUAGUUUUUUUUUUCACACAAUUAUGGCAACAUCCCGUUUAUUUUAAACAACGGCCUGAAGCAUCCAACCGAAAGGGUAUUUCCCCUCGUAGUAGGGAAAAAUGAGCUGUAAGCAUACACACGUCUGACACCAGUGCUCAUAAAAGUUAUAAAUUGAUCUCCUAAUUGUGUUGACCAGUUUAUCUUUGGGUCUAUUUUACACAGGUCACUUGUACUCCAACACAAAGAGGACAGUGGGCAUCCUGGAUUUGGGUGGAGGAUCUACACAGAUUACUUUCCUCCCCAAGUCAAGGGUAAACCGAUUAAUCUAUGGGGUGAUGACAUCUUUCUGAAACUGCUUUGACUUUGACCACACAAACACUAAACAACUGUUUUUCAUCCGACAGAAAACAGUCGACUCUGCUCCUCCCAGUUACAUCGCCAAAUUCAACCUCUUUGACAGUACAUACCAGCUCUACACACACAGGUAAAUAAGACUCAGAGAGGCUCUUUUCACCACAGAUUUGGUUUGCCCACAGAAGAACAAAAAACGACACCCUUUUAUUAAAAAAUGGGCAUUCAUUUUAUUUCAUUAUCAUCUAGCUACCUUGGAAAUGGCCUGUUUGCAGCUCGAUUGGCAACUCUUGGAGCACUGGGAGCUGAUGGUAAGUUUCUCAAGCUUUCAAUCACUUUUCUCUUUGUGCCAUUCUGCUAUUAAGAAAUCGCAAACACUUUUUUUCCCCCUGCCCUUUUCCCCCUCAGGUCUUGAUUGGAAGAUUUUCACAAGUUCCUGUCUACCGAAAAAGUUCAGAGAAGAUGUGACUUUUGGAGGAGACACCUACAAAGUUAGCGGGAUUCCAGACGGUAAGAUAAAAGCAGCCUGAGGUUUUGAUUCCCUUCCCAGUACCUUGGGUCCAGCAAUCCGUGCAUUCCUUUCCCUCACUCUGGAACACAAUAGAGUACAGUAUGAUACAGUCUCACAAGAGAACAUUUUUGCGCUGUAGUUUCUGUAACCUUGGCGCCAAACUCAUGUUUUGUCAUCCUCUCUUUCUCUCUUUUGCUUUCUCUCUCAGUCCUCCCUCUUGAACAAUUAUACUGCAGUCAACCUUGUAUUUAAACGAAAAGAAAACUGUCAGUUAACUUCACAAAUAAGGCAGUCACUCCCAUACCACAGUCAAGUAGCCAAAAGAUGCUGGGCUUGUCCCUGAGUUGUUAUUUUUUUUUAUGUGUAACGAGUGGCUUGAUCUGGACCGCUCACAAUUAUGUGGUAAAAAUAGACAGCCCAACAGAGCUGCGCUAACUGCUGCUCUUGUCAGCACAUGGUUUUGCCGGCACAACUGAACAGACCAUACUCAUGGGGCCGUGUAAAACUUGUCCUUCUGGGGCUUCCCUUGUAUAUUAUAUGGUGAGCCCCCAGCUUCAGCCCAUGACUGACCUCAAACCGAGGCUCCAGACUGGUCUCAUCGCAUUCCAACCAUCGCUGGCUCUGAGCACCUUCAACUCAUUGUUAGCUCCAUCAUUUCCAAUAAAAGUCAGUUCUUUUUUCUUUUCACUAAACCACGUGUACAUUUUCUUUCUCUCUCCUCAGGCUAUGCAGGCUAUAAGCUGUGCUACUAUGAGGUCAUGAAGGUAAUCAAAGGAAAAGUGCACCAGCCGUAUGAAGUGAAAGGCAGCAGCGUCUUCUAUGCUUUCUCCUACUACUUUGACCGAGCGGUGGAGUCUGGUCUUAUAGGUGAGUGGGCACAGACCAAACAGUCACCAUGCUUCCAGUGCCAUUAUCUCUCAGGGUAAUUAUCAUCUUUUGCAGAAAAUGAGCUAUUCAAAUUGCAUGUUGCAUGUUUUCUCUCCACAGAUGGCAGCCGAGGUGGUGUGGUUGAAGUCAGGGAUUUCAAGAAGAAAGCCAAGGAAGGUAAGAGUUACAUGUUCUCCUCUGGAGGGUUGGAUAAGCUUGCAUACCGAACCGACAAUUUUACAAGUUGCAUUUAUGUUUCAGUUCUCCAACGUUUAAAUCAUUAUGGGACUGAUUUCAUGCAGUGAAAAGACAAAAUCACUAAGCCUUUAAGGGUGCAAACAAGAGGCUAAUCUGCUCAAAAUUGGUAUAUCUUUUGGAUUUAUCAGGUAAAUGUACUGCACUUUAGAAAGUAUAAAUCAUUAUUCAGUGGAAGCAUAUCAAGCUUAUCAACUCAGGUGAUACCCAUGAUGUCUCUGUUGAUCCAAAUUCAUAGCAAGUAGGACCAUGGUUGGGGUGUUAUAUAAGACUGUUUGUGUUGUGAGAACACUGUCACAUGGUCUCGAGGAACAGCUCUGGCUCAGGCCAAGCUGGCAGCUGAGUAGAAGACGUCUGUCUGCUGCCUCGGCAGCAGGGCACCUGACAGCCACACACCACCUGACACUUACUGAAACGCACAAACUGUGAGCUAGGCAACCCACCCACACCCGCAGCCUUGUGCUGACCCUCGGCCAUUCUCCUUGCACCUCCCUGUUUAUUCAGCCAAACAAAACAGAAAGGUCAUCUUUUAAUCAUGUAGCACAGGGGUUAGAAAAGGUGGGUUUUUUUAAACAUUGAACAAUACUCUGUUGUGAUGCAGUGAGGACACUGUGAAAUAGUUCCCUUUCAGUGACAUCUUAAACCUGUGUUAAUGUUGGAAACCUGUGUUUUUGUGUUGACAGUGUGCAACAAAAUGACCAAAUACCGUGCAAUCAGCCCCUUCCUCUGCAUGGAUAUGACAUAUAUCACCUGUCUGCUAAAAGAGGGCUUUGGCUUUAAAGACAGCACUGUGCUGCAGGUGAGUAAAUCAGAACCAGGAUACCAAAUAUGCAAAGCAACACUAAUGUUCGGUCUUCAAAAGGCUUAAACACUACUUUUCAAACCAAUGUGACUGCGGGUGUGGGAAAAAGCUUCUUUCUUAAUGGAGAUCUUUCUGUCACUCUCUUCAACAGCUGGCCAAAAAAGUAAACAAUGUGGAGACGAGCUGGGCCCUAGGAGCAACCUUUGACUACUUCAGAAACCUCAACAUCCACUAAGGACAGCUUGCUGUCACUGCAGCCAGCACUGAGAGGGACAGUCUGUCACUGUUGGGGCGUCUUGUCCUCCGUCCACCCUCCAUUGGCCCGUCCCCCUCACAGACACACCUAGCCCCCCUUCUCCUCCUGUCCUCAACCUCAGCACCCAAGAACUGUUGAAAAGAAGAGAAAUCACUAUAUUUUUCUAAGGCC